CUCAAAUAACAAUAGCUUGCUGUGUCUUACAAGACAAACCCAACUCAACCAAACCAACCAACGAUGACCACUCUUCAAGCCAACCUUGAAGAUCAAGCCGAUUCUGUCAUGCCUAAAGUAAUAGCUAUUCUCUCUUCUCUUCUUCAACGUGUUGCUGAUUCUAAUGAUUUUAGCCGUCGUCUUCAACCCCAGAAGAUCUCUGUUUUUCAUGGCCUCACUCGCCCUACCAUUUCCCUUCAAAGCUAUCUAGAGAGGAUCUUUAAGUACGCAAACUGUAGCCCCUCUUGCUUCGUUGUUUCCUAUGUUUAUCUUGAUCGUUUUGCUCAGAAACAGCCCUCUUUGCCCAUCAAUUCCUUCAAUGUGCAUCGCUUGCUUAUAACCAGCGUUUUGGUCUCUGCCAAGUUCAUGGAUGAUAUCUAUUACAACAAUGCGUUUUAUGCUAAAGUUGGGGGAAUAAGCACAGCGGAAAUGAACUUGCUUGAGGUGGACUUCUUGUUUGGUUUAGGGUUCCAAUUAAACGUGACACCCACCACAUUCCAAACCUACUGUUCUUUUCUUCAGAAAGAAAUGUUUUUGCAAUCUCCUCUGCAUUUACCAGAACCUCCUCUAAACAUGGCCAGGCCACUAAAGCACCAUUGUUGUUUCACUGAAGACGAAUCAGCCCAUCAAAAACAACUCGCCGUUUAAUUGCCUUUGUUAGAAUUUCUACAAUUGAUUUUGUGGAGUACUGAAAUAUUAUAAGCUUAUAGGAAUAGUUUGAUCGUGAACUCAAUGUGAACCUGGUUUGAAAAGGAUUUACCAUCUCUAUGAAUGCAA
Pistacia vera is the source of this 816-nucleotide messenger RNA. RefSeq names its product cyclin-U4-1-like. The record is from RefSeq and is a predicted model, not a curated record. Bases 64 to 687 code for a protein of 207 amino acids. The transcript has 2 exons. Gene Ontology annotation, biological process: regulation of cyclin-dependent protein serine/threonine kinase activity. Lineage: Eukaryota; Viridiplantae; Streptophyta; Magnoliopsida; Sapindales; Anacardiaceae. Gene Ontology annotation, molecular function: protein kinase binding.